This is a messenger RNA of Vespa mandarinia (Asian giant hornet), 2693 nucleotides long. Its product is annotated as monocarboxylate transporter 12. The record is from RefSeq and is a predicted model, not a curated record. Lineage: Eukaryota; Metazoa; Arthropoda; Insecta; Hymenoptera; Vespidae. Gene Ontology annotation, biological process: transmembrane transport; monocarboxylic acid transport. Gene Ontology annotation, molecular function: monocarboxylic acid transmembrane transporter activity.
UCGAUGUGUUUGAGAAGAGGCCGGGCCAAUCCCAGCUUUCGGUUGUUAUCUUGAGUUCUCCGGCUGAGUUCAUCCGGGGAUGCGAACGCGAUCGUUCUUUAGUCACUCGCUACGUAUCGUCGCGUGUUAACUCAAUCUCAUUCGCGAUUCACGUCUCCCUUCAUUACGUUUCUCUCGUCAUUACGCGCGUAACGAUACCAUUCAAUUCGACAGCCAUUUCUUUUCUCUUUCUCUCUCUCUCUCUCUCUCUCUCUCUCUCUCUCUCUCAUUUUCCUUUUCCGCUCUUUUUCUCCCUCUUUUCUCUUUUUUCCUUUUUAAACCUCCCUUCUUUUCAUUUUCCUUUUAUUUCGCUUCAUUUUAUUUUUUUUUUUUUUCUUCGAGUGAUCUCGAUAACGCAGCUGAAGAGAGGGUGAGAUUUCGUCGAGGGUGAGCCUUUAUUUUUUUUCGAGGAACAACAGAUAACCGAAAACGAAAAUGUCAUCGAAGGAGAGUAAGAUGGACGAGCCGAUCUCAAAAACGCUUGAACAAAAUGGACGAAGCAUUAAAAAAGAAGAAAUGCAGCUCGAGGAUAUUAAUGACAAUAAUAACGAGAGUAUCGAGGUCGAAAUGGUGGUACCACCGGACGGUGGAUGGGGCUGGGUGAUCGUUGCAGCAUCCUUUCUCUGCAAUCUAUUCGUAGACGGUAUUAUUUUCAGUUUCGGAGUUUUCCUCAACGACAUCACGGAGGCAUUCAAUGUGUCGCAUGCUAGCGUAGCAUUGGUUGGUUCCCUUCAAACAGGAUUCUAUUUAAUGGCCGGACCAUUCGUAUCAGCUUUAGCGAACAGAUAUGGUUUUAGACUGGUAGCAAUACUUGGUAGUAUACUUAGCUGCCUAGCCUUCGUCCUUUCGUACUUUAGUGCGUCCAUAGAGUUUCUUUAUGUUUCCUACGGUGUCCUCGGUGGUAUUGGAGUUGGUUUGAUAUACGUUCCUGCCGUUAUAACAACCGGCUUUUACUUCGAAAGAUGGCGAGCUUUGGCAACCGGUAUCGCAGUGUGCGGCUCCGGAAUCGGUGCCUUCUUGUUAGCACCGAUUUCAGAUUUACUUAUAAAGUCCUACGGUUGGCGAGGUGCCCUCCUUUUUCAAGCAGGAAUGCUGUUGAAUUGCGCCAUAUUCGGUGCGAUGUUUCGACCAUUGAAACCAACGCGAAUCAAGAUAAAACCAACUCAGGAGAAUGCUGUUAUCGAGGCAAAAACAACGUUAAUCGGUAAAGGUGUUUCGACGGCCUCAUUACAUUGUGUUCAACCAAACAGAAAUGGAUUUUUUGGUACCAACAACAACACCGAGUAUCCAACAGCGGCACAGCUUAUUGGCAGCAGUCCAAAUAUAGUAAAUACGUCGAAGUCAUUGCAUUCGCUUCAUAAGAUACACGUGGAGCCGAGAAAUUUGGAAAGAAAGUUGAAUACGUCGGAGAAGAGACUAUCGGCACCGAUAUAUCCCGAUCUCGAUAUCGAUCACGAGGAGACCAAAUCGAUCGAGGAAGAGAACAAUUUACUUGGCGGUGAUAUGGACAGACUUAAUGGCAAAAUACCGACGAUACGCAGACAUACGAUCAGUGGUCGCAGACUUCGUGCAGACUCGGAUUGCAGCCAGAAAUCUUUUAGAACGUGCAACAGGCGAAAUACAACGAGCAAGGAUCCCCAGAGACCAUUCUACAGAGAUGAUAUUUUUUAUGGAGGAUCUUUAAACAGAUUAGCGCACUACAAGUCUCAGCUAUCCUCGGUUGGUUAUCAUAUGUCUGUGACACGAUUGCCAACGGCCACCGAUGUCGAAGAGGAAAAAAGCGGUAGCUGUUAUCUCUGUCCGGAGAGCGUGCGUCGAAUUUUGACGACUAUGCUCGAUCUCAGCCUUUUAAAGAGCCCUUCCUUCCUGAUCCUCGCCAUUUCCGGUGGGCUCACAAUGAUGGGCUUUUAUACACCUUUCAUCUAUCUUCCAGAUCGUGCCAAAAUGGCCGGAAUUGAGGCUUCAUCGGCUAUGUUUCUCGUUUCUGUCGUUGGUAUUGGAAAUACCAUAGGUCGUGUUGCAUGUGGCCUAGCAGGUAGUAUACCUGGCGUUGAUGCUCUCGUUGUUAAUAAUAUAUUUAUCAGCAUUGGUGGAUUAUUAACCAUGCUAUCUGGAUUAUCAUUGACCAAAGGAUAUCAAUUCUUUUACGCCGUCUGUUUUGGUCUCAGUAUAUCCGUGUUCGCAUCGCUGAGAUCGAUUCUCGUGGUAGAUCUUCUAGGGCUAGAGAAGCUGACGAACGCAUUUGGAUUGCUCCUACUGUUUCAAGGCGUGGCAGCGGCCGUAGGCGCGCCUCUUGCAGGAGCAUUUAAGGAUGCAACGGGUAGUUACGAUGCUUCAUUCUAUCUUUCUGGUAGUUUAAUCUUCCUUUCGGCUGCGAUCUGUUAUCCUUUGAAGAGGGUCAAUCAAUGGGAGAAGCGCAGAAACGAAAAUAAGGGCAGUGAUGACUCGUUAAAAUCCUGAUCGAAAGUGAAAGUACGGACUUCGUAUGUUAUAUGUGUGUGUGUGUGUGUAUGCGUAUGUAUAUAUAUAUAUAUAUAUGCAUAUAUACAGUAAACUUAUACAGUAGAACCUUCAUUAUCGAAACAACGUUCUUUUGUAUGGAACGUUAAUUUUUUCUUUGUUUAAAAAAAAAAAAAGAAAAAAAAGAAAAAGAA